AUGGAGGAUGUUUAUGGUGACCACCCCUCCUUGGCCGGCAACACCAUGCAAUCGGCGCCUUACUCUCGUCGAGCACCCAGUCCGCCUUUUAUUUACAUCCCUACCACCGGAACCUGCGGCAACGUGAAUACCCCAAACCUCUUGCCGUCCUUUGAGAAUGUCGACCCGAGUCAGUUGACCCUCCAGGAUGUCAUGAUCAUCACCGGCAACGUGAGGCACAUCGCGACCGACUGCACCAUGGACUGGUCUUACGAAAAGCGCCGCGAGGCACAGCAGCUGGUCGACUUUUUGUAUCUCGGCCCCAACAUCGCCGCCAAGGACCACGACUAUCUUCGCCGCGAGGGCAUCACCAUGAUUUUGGUCGCCAGGGACGCUCGCAUGGCGGGCACCAGGCUCAACACUAUUGAGAAAGCUGCUGAGACUCUCGGUAUUACUCUGCAGUACAUCGACCUAGAAGGCUAUGAGAAUCUCAUCCAAACCUUUUCACAAGUCGUUCGCACCGUCAACGACCAUCUUCUCUCCGUCUACCACCGCCAGGCCGAAGAGAUCACCCAAGACGGUUCCAUGAAGGUCAACCCUAACAAUUUUACCCGUGGAAAGGUCCUCAUGACCUGCGAAACCGGCAACGACCGCUCAGCAGCUCUCGCGGCGGCGUACAUAAUGGCGGUUUUCGGAAUGGACAUGAUUACUGUGUUGCAGUUCAUCAACAUUUCACGUUUCUGCUGCGUCUUUGAUGAGGAUGCCAAGCGCAAGCUCCAGAGCUGGGAGGAUCUCAUCCGUGCACGUGCCCAGGUGACCCGACAAGCCGAGAUGCCCCAGAACGCACUGCACGCCAAGCGACAGAUCGACGACCACUACGAGGACCCGGAAUCUGACAUGAAGGACAUCACUACGGACCGGGACCGAUUUGAGGGGCGUCGGGCCUUUGCUCCCUUUUUCGAUAUGUGA
Molecule: messenger RNA, 948 nt
Organism: Fusarium pseudograminearum CS3096
Lineage: Eukaryota; Fungi; Ascomycota; Sordariomycetes; Hypocreales; Nectriaceae
Exons: 1
Coding region: 1-948 (315 amino acids)
Biological process (GO): negative regulation of protein binding; negative regulation of SCF-dependent proteasomal ubiquitin-dependent catabolic process; dephosphorylation
Cellular component (GO): nucleoplasm; cytoplasm
Molecular function (GO): F-box domain binding; phosphatase activity
Source: RefSeq, a predicted model, not a curated record